UAAGUGGUAUUUGUCCAUGGAUAGAUGGAGAAAAUGUCAACUUUUUUCACACAUACUUUAAGUUUUAAGCUGUGACUUGGAUGUGAACAGAAAUGUCAUUUUACAUAAGGUUAAGUCGUGUGUCUUGAUUGCCGGUUUUAAAUGUGUGCGAGACUGGCAAAAUUCCAUUAGAUCCAAAUACAUUGCCAUCAUUCGUUUAUUUCCUUAGCUGUCAUUUUAAACGAUUCACUAGUUUUCAGAUUUUCACUGUUCAGAUUCAGAUUCAGAUAAUAAGGAUAGAAGGCUCUUUUGGCCUGUGUUAAUCCUUGCAAAAUAUAUCUCUGCAGAGAUCUAACUUCUCUUUGAAAGCGUUCACCGAUGGAGCUGAUACUACUGAAUCAGAUUGCAUACUUAAUUUAUGUCAACUUUAUUGAAACACCCCUUAAGCUAAGGGUUUUUCAAAGCGUGUUAUCUGAAAUCACUGGUUGGCGGUGCUGAUGAGUGGUCCUAAUUUGACACCGAAAACAUCUGCUGUCUUGCCAAUUAAGGGUCGUAUUUGUACUAGUGGAGGAUGCGUGGGUUCUCCAGAGGACAAAAUUGCUGUUCUAACAUCUGACAAAUUGUAUAUAUUGAACUUCACACUGUCAUUGGAUGAUGGCGAUUUCAAGAAGAUAGCCAGUGCUCAACAGGUUAACUUUGCUGCUCGUUGUUCCAUAAGUAUUGAACUUGAAAAUGAUUAUGUUAUAAAGGGAUCUCAAAUUAAUGAUGAAAUAAAAGCCGCACUGAAAGAAAACGUGAACAGAUCUAUUCUUUUCCCUUAUGAACAAACAACACGUGAUGUAUUGAAUGCUAGAAAUGGAGCAAGAUUAGUUUCUUGGAGUCCUCGAGGAGUUGAUAAAUAUGAAAGGUGUAUAUUGAGUGUAACAACGCUAGAAAAUCGAUCAUUUCUAUGCACACUUAAAGGAACAGAAAUGUGGGAAGAGUCGGUUGAUAUAUCAUUAAUUUGGCAACAGUAUUAUGUUGAACAUGGUAGAAUUGCACAGAAUAGAAAACCAUUGGUCGACAGUAGACCACAGUUUAUCUUCAAGCCAGGUGAAUUAAUGACAACUGCAUCCUCGUUAACCUGUUCAAAUAUGAUGGACUAUUUUGAUGCAAUUGAAGAUAUUAUUGUCAUUUAUACAAGUUGGUGUCAAAUAAUUCGUCGACCACAAAUGGUGAAAUCAACAAAUUCAGUGAAUUUCUACUCUGAGACAUCUGUAAAAGACGCUAACUCUUGCUAUGUAAUACCUGUUGAUCCAGAUCACCUUGUAACGACGGCAUCAUUUCCAUUAUCGCCUGUAACAUUUCUAGCAGUUUUAAAAAAAUCCGGUGCAUUCUCAAUUUGGAUGACUACAGUACCAUUUACUGGAGUAUCUUCAAUGUCUUUGUUAUGGGUUGACUACACCUACACUGUUGUACGCAAUGAUAUGAUCGAUAAACGACCAAAUUAUCUUAAACUCUAUGAUUUGGAUAGUGUAAAUUUGCUACUUGUUUUAGGAUUUACAGAUGGUUCAGUAAAAGCUUUAGUCUUUCCAAUUGAAUAUUCACCAACUGGCGUUCUUACAUUAAAUGCUCCGUAUUUAUUUAAUCUAUGGACAACCCCGUUGUAUCAUGCGAGUAUUUUAGCCUCAGCUUGGUCAAUGAUUCGCGGUUUAUUGUGUAUUGGUUAUGGUCGACAUGUAUUAGUAUUUCAUAUAGAGAAGGAAAAUGUGAUUUCCAAUGUCCAUCAGCAUCAACAACAAACACGCCCACUGAAUAGCCUUCGUGGACGAGCUCCACUCUAUUUGGUUAAGCGUCAAUUUGUCAGUCAACCGAAUCCUAUUUUAGGCCAUAUUACGGGUAUUCAUUUGGAUAAGGAACAAUUAUUACUGACGAGUGUAGACGGUUAUCUGAUGCGUGCCAGUAUUGAUGACGAUUUUAAUUAUACUGAACUAAAAUGGAAAGUUGUUUGGUGCAGUGCUACGUAUGAAAAAGCAGAUUUAAUUCAUUGGGAAUUCAAUGGUUUAGCUGUUUCAACGAAUGGUGUUUAUGUCUAUUUCCUUGAAAAACCAAGCAAUUAUUUGGAUAAUAAUCGUUCACGACGUGUAGCUAUACUUUCACCUCGGGUUCGCUUUUUAUCUUUCUGGUCAAACAGUAAUUUACAAAAGGUGACAUUUAAUUCUGAAUUACCGCUGCAUCGUAAAAUGGAUUGUUUACAAGAAUUACUUCAAAGAUGGUAUCCAACAGAGGAUAUUGGUGUUAUUGAUGACGGUGAUGAUGAUGAUAUGUCUGGUGAUAUAAAUCUACAGAGGGCGUGUUUAGAGGAAAUUGGUUUUCAUCCGACUGUUGGCAGUAGUCAAUCAUCAGUUCCUCAAAGUUGGUUAGAUAAAUCGCCUACUACACUACAACUUUACAGGUUUAUUCUGUGCAUCCUUACCAAAGACCCUAAUGAAGAAAUCAAAUCCAGCGCACAGCUUUGGUUGACCAAUGCAGAUCAAUUAAUUCAACAACGUCAUCUGGAACGUUGUUAUCGUUUAUUUCUUCAGAGUUCUGUACAAAGACAAGCACGUGAUUGUUUACUGGUCUCACGUAUGGCUACGCUGACGUUAAAUGUUUUCAAACCUUCAACGCUGCCGACUACUCCCCUUCUUGGUGCUAAUAACUCUGCGUCCUCAUCUUCCAUGAACAUAAAUACCAGUAUAACUGCACAUAAAAAACAUACUUGUUAUGUUCAAGAUUUACCUGAGUUGGCUGAAAAAGUUCGUCUAUUGGCUAUGCAGUUAUAUAUCCAUCGAUUUCAUCUCCCAGCUGAAGAUAUUGUUAAUCAAGUACAAACAUGUCCAAUAUGUACAGAAAAUGUUAUUCCCGAUCUUAGUUACUCAAAUUGUUCUCAAAAUCAUCCUUUAGAACGUUGUAUGCAAACUCUUGAACCGUGUACAGAUCCUGUUUACCGUCACUGUAAACAUUGUAAUCAUGUUGCACUUGGUAUACCUGCUCAUGAUCGUUUAUCAGCUUGGCGUUUAGCAACACUUCAUCCAAUGUGUAUAUACUGUGACUUAUCAUUGACAUCGAAAGAAUUUUAAUGCUGUUUUCUCUCUCUUUCUGUCUUUACUGUAUGAUCAAACCAAGAGAUGUGUAUUAUAUAUUUUCGUAUAUUUUUCAAGCAGACCACAUUAUUUAUUUAAUAAACAAUAAUGUUUUCGA
Messenger RNA from Trichobilharzia szidati, 3201 nucleotides. The record is from the annotation of a GenBank genome assembly. NCBI's taxonomy places the organism in Eukaryota, Metazoa, Platyhelminthes, Trematoda, Strigeidida, Schistosomatidae.